Molecule: messenger RNA, 1758 nt
Organism: Helicoverpa zea (corn earworm)
Lineage: Eukaryota; Metazoa; Arthropoda; Insecta; Lepidoptera; Noctuidae
Product: MYCBP-associated protein-like
Exons: 2
Coding region: 1-1758 (585 amino acids)
Source: RefSeq, a predicted model, not a curated record
AUGGAGCAACGUGAUAUUAUGGACGACGAACCCAUAUAUUCACUACCUGUUACCCCGGAUCACGAAUUAAUGCUGUGGGAAAAAUGGAUUCAGAUACGCCGAGACGAGGUAGUCAGUCUAGGGAAGAAACUGCAAAGACCUCCUAUAGACCUUACAAUGAAUCUUUUGGAAAGAGUUCGGGAGGACAAGGAGCGAAAGAUGGCCCUGGAAUAUGCUCAAAUACCGAAAAAGACUGGUGUUCGAGGGUCUUUGUGGGAUAGACCUCCGAGAUUAAAACAACGGUGUUACUGUGAACCAGUAUAUGAGCUACACAGAACACGAGCAGAAGAAGGUAGUCCAGGAGUAAUCGAACAUAUUGGUGUUCCUACUUAUAUUCAAAGAAAAGAAUUGGGAAUGAUUGGAGAAAGAGAGCGCUCUUCGUUUCCCGACUUGAAUGCUGAGUAUGACAUGUAUAGAGACCAUCGCGAGACAGAGUUGGUGAGAGAGAUCAGAAAAAUUGAUCCCUAUAAGCCAGAUAUCAGCAGAUUAAUGGUGAAAGGCAGAAGACCACCUGAGCCACCUCGAAAAAGGCCCACAAUUCCGGAUAUUAGCGUUCAUGAAGUAGAAUAUGCUUGUGAUGAACCAUUGACUGGAGUCUAUGCUCUUAAAAUAAAUAACACAAUCUUUUACAAAGAAAUACCUGGCCAAAACCUGCAUCAUUUAAGAAAACUUCAAAAGCAAGCUCAAGAUCGUUGUAGAUUUUGGAACUAUUAUUUCAAUGUUCCAGUUAAAAAGGCUGGUAGAUGUAAGCUCUUUCUGCAAAACCUCGGAACUACGACUUUAAGAUACUGUUGGAAAAAAUUGCGACGUCCAUUAACUUUUAUAACUGAAGAGGUAUACGAACAAGUAUUCUUUUUCAAUAAAAAUGAAGAUGUCAUUUGUCCUGGACAAAGCAAAGAGAUAAAUUUUACUUUUAUUGCUGACCAACCCGGAAUCUAUUGGGAAUUUUGGGAAUUUAGCACGCUUAAUGUCACUUUUUUUGACAACGUUACGGACAUGCUUCUUGUUAACUUAUAUGGUGACUCAGUGGAAGACGUGCCAACGUCAAAACGAAAAGUUGAAGUUCUCAAAACAAGAAUUAACAGGAAAGCGCUUAACAACUUCGCGUCCGAAUUUGUGGAGGAAAUAUUUGACAAGGUGUUUGAAGUUGUGCCGCAGACUUAUCCUUACAAGGAAUACUUUGUAGAAGCAGAGAUAUUUGUUAUGAAGAAUCCUGUUUGCUUCUACCAUCAAACUGAGGUUGGCAGAAUGAAAGAUCUGUACACAGAAAUGGUUCCAAAGCAUGAUUGGGAUCUAUCAAUAGGUUCUUGGAGGAGGGCCAUGAUGGCGAAAGAGUUUGAUGAUCGGAUGAAAUAUUACGAGCUAUUGCAAAAAUCUCACUCAGAGGUUUUGAAACCUUGGUAUGAAGGUGAUGGUCUCGCCAAAGAGAAAGCACGCACUGUUAAGUAUUUGCUGGGGCAGUUUGCCGAUCGUUUCGACAGUGAAUAUGCCCGGAUAACAGAUACAUAUAUUUUUAAGACUUCAGAAUCAGGCCCAUUGCGUAGUAAGUCCAAAAUUAAACCAAAGCCUGUUGAUCCUAUCAUUGAGCAAACUAUCAAAAAUGUGUUCUAUGUAUGUAUUUAUGAUCAUUUUGGGACCACAAUUGAGUUGUGCGCUGGCGUGCUGAGUAGUUUGGAUCUUAACAGGUGGAUCGAAUUUGAUUUCUGCCGACGUAUGUAG